AUGCACGGGGGCAAGAGAGGACUGGUGGCCCCGCAAAAUACCUUUCUGGAGAAUAUCGUCCGACGCUCCAGUGAAACCAGUUUUUUGCUGGGAAACGCGCAGAUCGUGGAGUGGCCUGUGGUGUAUAGCAAUGAUGGUUUCUGCAAGCUGUCAGGCUAUCACAGAGCUGAGGUCAUGCACAGGAGCAGCACGUGCAACUUCAUGUACGGCGACUUGACGGACAAGACCACCAUGGACAACAUUCGACAAACCUUCGACAACUACGAGUCCAACUUCUAUGAAGUCCUCCUCUACACGAAAAACAGAACGCCAAUCUGGCUAUACAUGCAAGUGGCGCCCAUCCGCAACGAGAACAACAAAGUGGUGCUUUUCUUAUGCACCUUCCGAGACAUCACCCUAUUCAAGCAGCCUAUUGAAGAUGAAGCCACGCGAGGCUGGACAAAAUUCGCCAGGCUAACGCGAGCGCUAACCAACAAUCGCAACCUGGUCCAGCAGAUGGCGCCGCUAAGCAAGACGGAGGUCACCCACAAACCGUCCAGAUUGGCAGAGGCCCUCCAGCUGGGCUCGGAUAUCCUCCCCCAGUACAAGCAGGAAGCCCCCAAAACCCCGCCCCACAUCAUCCUGCACUACUGCACCUUCAAGACCACGUGGGAUUGGGUGAUCCUCAUCCUCACCUUUUACACGGCCAUCAUGGUGCCCUACAACGUCUCCUUCCGCACGCGGCAGAACAACCUGGUUUGGUUGGUACUGGACAGCAUCGUGGACGUCAUCUUCCUGGUGGACAUCGUACUCAACUUCCACACCACCUUCGUGGGACCUGCCGGCGAGGUCAUAUCGGAUGCCAGGCUCAUCCGCAUGAACUACGUUAAGACCUGGUUCGUCAUCGACCUGCUGUCGUGUCUGCCUUACGACAUCAUCAAUGCCUUUGAGCAUUUCGACGAGGGUCUCAGCAGCCUCUUCAGCUCACUGAAAGUCAUCCGUCUCCUACGUUUGGGCCGAGUGGCCCGCAAACUGGACCACUACUUGGAGUACGGCGCCGCCGUGCUGGUCUUGCUGGUGUGCGUCUUCGGGCUGGUGGCCCACUGGCUGGCGUGCAUCUGGUACAGCAUCGGCGACCACGAGGUCAUCGACGAGACCACCAACAGCAUCAAGACCGACAGCUGGCUCUACCAGCUGGCGCUCAGCAUCGGGACGCCGUACCGCUACAACGCUAGCGGCACGGGGCAGUGGGAGGGCGGCCCCAAUAAGGACACGCUCUACAUUUCCUCGCUGUACUUCACCAUGACUAGCCUGACCACCAUCGGAUUUGGCAACAUCGCGCCCACCACGGAUGGGGAGAAGAUCUUCUCCGUGGCCAUGAUGAUGGUGGGAUCGUUGCUGUACGCCACCAUCUUCGGAAACGUGACCACCAUCUUCCAGCAGAUGUACACCAACACCAACCGCUACCACGAGAUGCUGAACAAUGUCCGCGACUUUCUGAAGCUUUACCAGGUCCCUAAAGGUCUCAGCGAACGUGUCAUGGACUUCAUCGUCUCCACUUGGGCCAUGUCGAAGGGCAUAGACACAGAUAAGGUUUUGUCGAUCUGCCCCAAAGACAUGCGGGCGGACAUCUGCGUCCACCUGAACCGUCAGGUGUUCAACGACCACCCAGCCUUUCGCUUGGCUAGCGACGGCUGCCUGCGUUCGCUAGCCGUGGAAUUCCAGACCACCCACUGCGCGCCCGGCGACCUCAUCUUCCACAUCGGCGAGAGCGUCGACACGCUCUGCUUCGUCGUUUCCGGCUCUCUCGAAGUCAUCCAGGACGACGAAGUCAUCGCCAUAUUGGGCAAAGGCGACGUUUUCGGUGAUGUCUUCUGGAAAGAGAGCACCAUGGCGCGAGCCUGCGCUAACGUGCGAGCGCUUACCUACUGCGACCUGCACGUGAUCCGGCGGGAUCCACUGAUGCGGGUUCUAGAGUUCUACACGGCUUUCGCGCACUCCUUCUCGCGCAACCUUAUCCUCACUUGCAACCUACGCAAACGGGUAAUCUUUCGAAAGAUCGCUGACGUGAAGCGAGAGCAAGAGCGUCAACGGACCGAGGUGGCGCUAUCCAUUCCAGACGACCAUCCAGUCCGGAAGCUUUUCCAGAGAUUCCGGCAGCAAAGGGACGGCCAGACAGCGGGAGAGUAUCUCGACGGCAACUGCGUGCAGGAAGAGUCGCCGCACGCCAACGCGACUCAUGGCCAAGCGGAGAAGUCGGAGCAAAACUGCACCGCGGAUGUCGUCGCUUCCCAACCGACGGCUUGCGUAGAGAAGCCGCCAAGACUAGGGGUCAACAGAGAGGGAGCCGGGAGCGUGGCUGCCCGAAGAGGAGGGGCUAGAGGUUGGGCAAAGUUUAAAAACGCUACCUCGACCGCACCUCCGACCGAGCAAGAAAAGCCACCAGAGAAGGCGGAGCCUCGGACAAAAGGAUCUCUGUCGUCCGAGCAGAUAGCGACUGACAAGAAUCAGAAGGACCAAGGGGAGGUUGGGAAUGCAGGAGAAGCAACCGCUCUGCAUAAAACAGACUCCUGCGACAGCGGCAUCACUAAAAGUGACUUGCGCAUUGACAGGGUCGGAGACUCCAGGAGCUCCUUCGAACGCAGCCCCAUGGAACGAAGCCCCAUGGAGCGGAACCCCUUCGGCCAGGAGCGGGACCUGCUGCAAGCGUCGCUUUACGACGCCAAGGUGGAGCUGACAGCUGAUAUUCGGGCGCUCGGCAGCCGGCUUGCUGUUCUCGAGGCUCAAGUGGGCGAGAUUCUCCGGUUGCUAACUGUCAAAAGAAGACUCUCACUGCCUCCCACGUCUUCACCGAGGCCCAGGUUCAAAAGUCAAGAUGCUGUCGCCGCUUCAGUUAGACCCAGAAAAGACGACGGGCCCUUUUGA
Messenger RNA from Nerophis lumbriciformis (worm pipefish), 2904 nucleotides. The record is from RefSeq and is a predicted model, not a curated record. NCBI's taxonomy places the organism in Eukaryota, Metazoa, Chordata, Actinopteri, Syngnathiformes, Syngnathidae.